CAAGUCGGCAACGGACCAAGAUGGCGGCGCCCAGUGAGGGGCAGGCGUUUGCCGCGGGGGUUGAGAAGAAUUGGGGUGCAGUUAUUCGCUCCCCAGAAGGGACUCCCCAGAAAGUCCGGCAGCUGAUAGACGAGGGGAUUGCCCCGGAAGAGGGAGGCGCCGAAGCGAAGGACACAUCUGCCACAUUCCAGUCAGUUAAUGGGUCACCCCAAGCAGAACAGCCGCCAUUGGAAUCUACAAGCAAAGAAGCCUUCUUUAGCAGGGUGGAGACAUUUUCUUCUCUGAAAUGGGCAGGUAAGCCCUCCGAGCUGUCUCCACUUGUGUGUGCAAAGUACGGCUGGGUCACAGUUGAGUGUGACAUGCUCAAGUGUUCCAGCUGCCAGGCUUUCCUCUGUGCCAGUUUACAGCCAGCUUUUGAUUUUGACAAAUAUAAGGACCGAUGUGCCGAGCUGAAGAAAGCCUUGUGUACCGCCCACGAGAAGUUCUGUUUCUGGCCAGACAGCCCCUCCCCAGAUCGAUUUGGGAUGUUGCCGUUGGAUGAGCCUGCUGUUCUUGUUAGUGAAUUCCUAGAUCGUUUUCAAAGCCUGUGUCACUUGGACCUCCAGCUGCCUUCCCUGAGGCCAGAGGACUUGAAAACUAUGUGCUUGACAGAAGACAAGCUCAGUCUUCUUCUGCACCUGCUUGAGGAUGAACUUGAUCACCGAGCGGACGAGAGAAAAGCUGCAAGCAGAUGCGGCUCAGACAUCCAAGUGCACAUCACAGCCUGUGUUCUCUCUCUGUGCGGCUGGGCUUGCGGUUCUUCUCUGGAACCCGUGCAGCUCUCCUUGAUAACCUGUUCCCAGUGCACGAGGAAGGUGGGGCUCUGGGGCUUCCAGCAGAUGGAGUCCUCCGUGACCGACCUGGACGCCUCAUUCGGCCUGACCAGCUCCCCCGUCCAAGGGCCUGAGGGGCGGGCGGAGCGCUGCACUCUGGUGCCUGAAUCUCCUCGGAGGAUGAUGACUCGGAGCCAGGAUGCCGCAUUUUCCCCCGGCUCAGAGCAGGCUGAAAGGAGUCCAGGCCCCAUCGUCUCUCGAGCCCGGAGCUGGGACUCUUCCAGUCCCGUUGACCGUCCUGAGCAGGAGGCCGCUAGCCCCGCCACCAGAACUCGUCCUGUGACCCGAAGCAUGGGCACCGGAGACAGCAGUGGCCUGGAAGUACCGUCCAGCCCUCUCCGGAGAGCCAAGCGGGCUCGCCUCUGCUCCUCCAGCAGCCUGGACACAUCUUCCCGAAGCUUCUUUGAUCCCACCUCUCAGCAUAGAGACUGGUGCCCUUGGGUGAAGGUCACACGUGGCCACGAUGCCAGGGAGGAUGAUGGCCGAACGGAGGCAGCUGCCAGUGCCCCGGCAGAGCCAGGCUGGAAGGCCGUGCUGGCCAUCCUGCUGGCCCAGAAACAGUGCAGCCAGCCAGCUGACCCGGACUCCAUGAGUCUCUCUGAGAAAUCAAGGAAGGUUUUCCGAAUAUUCCGGCAGUGGGAAUCCUUAUGCUCAUCCUGAAGAUAUGCCAGCCCUUCCUGGAGAGAAGCGGAAUGAGUGACUUUGAGAAAUAAAGUCUGAAUUCCCUUUUGGUCAGCCAACGCUAAGUUUUUCUCCAUUCGGGUUUAAUCAUACGGACCCCUGUCCUUGUAAAAGGCAGUGUCCCUCUGUGUGUGCCCGAGGGAAGCCUGUUUCCGUGCCGGGAUCGGACAGGUGAAGGACAGCAAGCCUGGUUCUGCUGGGGAGUGUGGAGUUGUUCAGCUACAUGGGGUACCGAGGACUUGAGCACUGUUAGUGUCUUUUAGUACGGGUCGGUGUUUUGAAGACGCUUCUGUCCCAGGAAUAUGACCAUAUGUGUUAAUAAAGUAUUCAUUCAGAUUCUUA
Molecule: messenger RNA, 1895 nt
Organism: Suricata suricatta (meerkat)
Lineage: Eukaryota; Metazoa; Chordata; Mammalia; Carnivora; Herpestidae
Gene: ZC3HC1
Product: zinc finger C3HC-type containing 1
Exons: 10
Coding region: 21-1532 (503 amino acids)
Cellular component (GO): nucleus
Molecular function (GO): zinc ion binding
Source: RefSeq, a predicted model, not a curated record